GAAAUUAUGGUACAAUACACGGCUAGGUAGCAUUAGGUUCUAGUUAUAGCCCAGAAAAUAAUGGUACAAUACUCGACAAGGCAGCAUAAGUUUACAACCCAGGAAACUAUGGUACAAACAUCAGCAAGGAUUCAAGUCGUUUCACUCUUGGCUAUUUCAAGAUUGAACGGGAAACAGCUUCAUGUUUAGACUGUUCACGUUUUUAUUCAUAUCGGUGCUUGCUACGACUUCAUGAAUUGGAAUAUUAUCUUGUGAACUAGACAUCUAGACUUACGUAUUCAUGUUCAUAUACCGCAAAGUUAAGAUCAAAAUUGAAAGAACAUUUAUCAAGUUGACAAUUUGUAGGAGAUGCAGCUGACCAAUGUGUACGGUAUAAUGGCAGCAUCAAAUAGGGUGAGGCGGGGUGUGAGUGGUGGGCAGAUAGUGGUGCUGGCGGCUUUGUUGGUCACGUGGGUUCAGGGUGAGCACAAGGCUCUGGAACCACUGGACGACAAGCGGUCAAGUGGUAGUGGACGUGACGCCGCCAUCUUGUUGGUGCCGGAGGUCGGAGUGAGUCACUUGGAUUAUGAGCUGUUUGGUCGGAUUAUCCAGCAGAUUUAUCCAUCCAAGCUAUGGAUUGGCCUGAUAGACACGUCGACAGAGGGAUCAUUGACCUUGGAUAACUUGCCCCUGUUAAUGGACGAGUCGGUUCGAGAGUUAAAGAAGUUGGGCCUCAGUGUGAAACAUGAUCUGUUUCUAGCUGCUCACGGACAGCCAGGUCAGGUGGCCGCUAAUUAUGCUGAGGCCAUGUACGAAACGUUACGUGGACUGAUCUUGCUGGGCUCAUUUCUACCCAAGAUGUUCAACUUUGUGUCAUUUCCGUUACCCGUCUUGACGCUGAUUGGUGAAUUGGAUGGGGUCACGCGAGUCACGGGAAUAGCCCAGUCUAUACAAGCUCUGAUACACUCGUCACAAUUUGAUUCCGGGUUCGUCAUACAAAGCCCCCUGGUCAUCCUAGAGGGAGGCAACCACGCCAUUUUCAUCAGCGGUACCCUCCCCCCAGACAUGCACGAGCUGGACAUCGAACCGGAAGUGGACAACCUGCUGUCCAUGGAGCGAGCCUCGACACUGACGUCACACUUCCUGUCCAACGUUCUACGGGAGCCGGAGGAGCUGGCAAUAACGGCUGCGGCAGAGUUUAAGCUGGAGUUUGAAAAAGCUGUGAAUAUUACACAGCCAAUACGCUUCCUUCGCGACAGCACGGAGAAAAAUCUAGAAUCUUUUUGGGUGCGGACGGCACAGAAAUGGCUGUCUGGAAUGGAAGGGAAAGACUCUUCAGAGAUUGAGGUGCAGAGCCUCGUGGGUAAGGACAGCAACGACUUCGGCCUCCCGCCCGCCAUCAUCACCGAACACGGCAUCAACAAAAUCGUCACGUUCUCCGACAUCAUCCGGUCCUCUGAUGACGUCAGGGGCGGCGGCGUCAUCGACAGCUCCCUGAUGGCGCCAGAAGAGAUCGCCGCCAAGAUGCUGGGUCCGGAGCGGAUCCAGGCGUACGUCAAGAACUCGACCAUUGCCCAGAACUACACGUGCAGGGAUUUGAACUACGCUAGCUUUGUAACUGCCUACAACACGGCUUCAGACACAGCGAGACAGAGGUAUGACCGGUACCGCAGGGGCGCCAUCUUUGAACCGGAUAUCGUCACGGACUCCGAAGUCCUGUGGCAGACAACCAAGUUGAAGGUCGAGACCAAAGGGACAGAACUCUACGUGACUAGCAUUGCGUUCAAGACGCCCCACACUGAAAACCUCGGGCCUGAAGACGGGUUGUUUUUCUGUAAGCUUCUCCCCCCUGAUAGGGCGUUAGAGUGGAUCUAUGUUGACUCACUGCGCAGGUCAAUACCCCCUCCAAGGAGGAAGUUAUAAAAUCUACUUCCUGUUAAUUUAAAUUUGCAUUAUUUAAAAAAAAAAUUAAAAGCAUUAUAAAUACUGGUCAUACAUUUAAUGUGAAUAGUAAUUUAAUUAAUUAAUUGUUAAUGUGUUCAUCCGUUUUACAUGUCUUGUACAUUGUU
Molecule: messenger RNA, 2048 nt
Organism: Physella acuta
Lineage: Eukaryota; Metazoa; Mollusca; Gastropoda; Physidae
Source: RefSeq, a predicted model, not a curated record